AUGAUGAAGAUGGAACUUGGCCACAGCCUGUUUGUCAUUGUUCUGCUGGCUGCGCUCCAGCCGUCCAUCCUGGCACAGUUUGUUGACAGCCGAAGGCGAUCUUCUGUCUACCCACCUUUUUCUCAAAAUCGUGCCCCGAGACGGCAGUCAGACAACUUAGCAGGAGCGGACAGCCCACCCACAAGACAAGUGUCACGGUUUUCCCAGAGAAAUGCUGGAAUAGAUCAAACCGAGUUUGACAGACUCAAUCCAAGGACAAGACCUCGUUCUCGGUUUUCUCAACUUGGAAACACUGCUCCAGAAUCUAUACGCAUAAGCGAUUUCAGAUCUCAACAAAUCGAGCAACAAGAUCUCAUCAGACAAAGACGUUUGAGACAGGAACUAUUGGAAGAACGUGAAAGGAAUCAAAGAAUGCAGAACCAGCUUAAGAGGCAACAAGAACAAAUUAAUCAGCAACAGCAACUACAACAGCAACCGCAACUGAAACCUCAAGAACCGCAAUUUCUCCAGGGCGAUUUGGCUCCAGAAUAUAGGCAGAGAGAUUCACAACAGCGUCGUCCGCAAAAUUAUAGGCAACAGGUAUUUGAGGAACCUCGACAGUUACCCCCAAACCAGGUGAUUACAGGAACCAACGAACAAUUCCUAAAUCCUUCUGAUGUUAAUAAUGCUGCAUUGCAAGAUUCUCUAUCACAAAGUCAACUUAUCAGUCAGAUUAAUUCCCAAGGGCAACUUUUCUCAGACCAGCCUUCUAUUGUUGCCAAUGAUAUUCUUAGUCAACUUACAGGGAUAGAUACAACACAGACUAGACUAACUUUGUCAAACGCAAGUUCCGUGAACCAGGCUGCGGCAGUAGCAGCUGCAGCGUCAGCAGUUUCUGCGCCACUAGCUUCAACUUCAGUUCUGCAGGUGUCUCCAGCUAACGUUGUAUUUGUCGACCCUGGUCUAGUUCCAGGGGUCCCAGUUGUACCUCCAACACCUGUCGUUGAGUCUCCUGCAACUGUGGCUGUCCAGCCUUCAGCAAACCAGUUGAUUCAUCCUGCGCCUCAAUCGACGGGCACGUUGGAUCCACACAUGAAUCAGUAUAACGCUGUUGGUAAUGACAUGAUGGGGAUGGCAUCAAUGGGAGGGAUGUCGGCUUUAGGAGGAAUGGCAAAUAUGGCAGGAAUGCCACAAAUAGGAGGAAUGACAGGAAUGGGAGGUAUAUCACCUAUGGGAGGAAUGCCAUCUAUGGGAGGAAUGCCAGGAAUGGGAGGGAUGUCGCCUAUGGGAGGAAUGACGCCAAUGGGAGGGAUGUCGCCUAUGGGAGGUAUGUCGCCAAUGGGAGGUAUGUCGCCAAUGGGAGGUAUGUCGCCUAUGGGAGGAAUGCCAGGAAUGGGAGGGAUGCCAGGAAUGAACCCAAUGUUUGGUGGAAUGGGCGGAAUGGGUGGAAUGGGCGGAAUGGGUAUGUUUGGAAUGCCAAUGAUGUGGGACAUGGAAAGCCCUGACACACCAGACACGCCGAAAGCACCUCCUCCAUCAAGUGCACCGGCAACUAGCCCAGUAGUAGAUGUCCCAGCUGGAGCACAUGGUGUAGCACAACCACCAAUGAAUGUACCAGCCCCACCAUCAACAUCUGUUGUUUCCAACGGAACAAAUUCGACGAUGGUCUUACUUUCUCCAUUAUCAAACAUGACGAACACAUCAACGGUCCACAACGCUAGCGUAGCUUCUUCUGCGGCUUCCGCAGGUGGCGCAGCUGCUACACCUGCAGCUGUGGAUGGUGGAUCCGUUGGAGCUAUGUCGGUCGCCCAGUUCAACGCUGCCGUGGCUGCCAUUACUGAACAGGCUAUGAACGCUAUCAAGUUGGCUUAUGGAGGAGGAGCACCUUCUAGUGGAGGAACGCCUCCCUUGGCACAGUCGACCAACUCCAGUAGCUCAACCUCUCUGAUAGGAACCGUUCUGGUCGAUUCCCCUGUCCAGCCAAUUCUGCCACCAGUAGCAAAAAUAUAA
Messenger RNA from Candidula unifasciata, 1989 nucleotides. The record is from the annotation of a GenBank genome assembly. NCBI's taxonomy places the organism in Eukaryota, Metazoa, Mollusca, Gastropoda, Stylommatophora, Geomitridae.